UGGUUACCACUCUGUGUCCCAUAAUGCAUCGCUUUUAGCAGAUCUUUUGAGAUAACUUCAGCUACGCUAGCUAUUAAAAUAAUGUAACGUCCACAUUGCAAGACUUAAUAUAUGCAUAUGUGGAAGAGAACAAAACGAGUGUCAUCGCUUUGUUUGUAGUUAAAUGGACAGAAAAGAGAAAACUUGGUAACGGACGCUGUUGUAAGCUGUUUGUUUGGAUAAACUGAGUUGAUGACAUAAACAAUGGAGAGGGAAACGCACAACUUCGUGGUCUUCAAUGCUUCAAAAAGAGAACUUUUUACCUCCAUCAAUGGAUACAAAACAAUGCAGAAGAGACUUCGGGCUCAGUGGAAAAUCCAGAAUAUGAAAGAAGAGUUGUCUGUGGAGAAGUUGAGGGGAGUUAAGUUGUGGAUAACCGCAGGACCAAGAGAGAAGUUCACAGCAUCAGAGCUGGAGGUACUGAAGCAAUACCUGGACGGAGGAGGAAACAUCCUGGUCAUGCUCGGUGAAGGGGGAGAAAACAAAUUCGACACAAACAUCAACUUUCUCCUGGAGGAGUUCGGAAUAAUGGUUAACAAUGAUGCUGUUGUGAGGAACGUUUAUUACAAAUACUUCCAUCCCAAAGAGGCACUGGUGUCCAAUGGUGUACUGAACAGAGAAAUCAGCCGAGCUGCUGGCAAAGUGGUGACAGGAAUCAUCGAAGACGAAAACAUUGGAAACAAUGCACAGGCUCUCACAUUUGUGUACCCGUAUGGUGCCACACUGGGUGUGAUGAAACCAGCUGUGGCCGUUCUAUCAACAGGCUCCGUCUGCUUCCCUCUCAACAGGCCGGUCUUGGCCUUCUAUCAUGGAAAGGAGGCUGGCAAACUGGUUGUGCUGGGUUCCUGCCACAUGUUCUGUGACCAGUACAUAGACAAAGAGGAGAACAGUAAAAUCAUGGAUGUCGUGCUCCAGUGGCUCAUGAGCGAUACUAUACAGCUGAACCAGAUUGAUGCAGAAGACCCAGAGAUUACAGAUUACACCAUGUUGCCAGACACCGGGUGUUUGUCAGAACAGCUCAGAGUGUGUUUACAAGAGGGAGAUGAAAACCCCAGGGACUUCACCUCUCUUUUUGAUAUGUCUUUGUUUAAUUUCUCCACUGACACUUUACCCCAAGUCAUCAGUGCUUACAAGCAGCUAAAUGUCAAAGACGAGCCACUCCAGCUGAUCACACCACAGCUGGAGACCCCUCUGCCUCAGCUUCAACCUGCUGUUUUUCCACCUGCCUUAAGUGAUUUACCUCCACCCAUGUUGGACUUGUUUGAUUUAGACGAGACAUUCUCUUCUGAGGAAGUGCGUCUAGCACAGCUCACCAAUAAAUGUACAGAGGACGAUCUUGAAUUCUACGUGCGCAAAUGUGGCGAAAUUCUAGGUGUGACUCCAAAGUUGGAUAAAGAUCAGCGAGAUGCCAAGCACAUCUUGGAACACAUUUUCUUCCAGGUCGUGGAGUUCAAGAAGCUCAAUCAGGAGCACAACAUGGACAAUGAAGCACAAUUCACUCCGUUGUGAAUUGAUUGAAAGGAAAAUCUUUUAUAUUCUCUUUUCAAUAAAUCUUUUCCACAUAGAUAAGUA
Solea solea (common sole) is the source of this 1611-nucleotide messenger RNA. It is a transcript of the gene ift52, whose product is annotated as intraflagellar transport 52 homolog (Chlamydomonas). Gene Ontology annotation, cellular component: cilium; centriole; intraciliary transport particle B. The record is from RefSeq and is a predicted model, not a curated record. The transcript has 14 exons. Bases 244 to 1548 code for a protein of 434 amino acids. NCBI's taxonomy places the organism in Eukaryota, Metazoa, Chordata, Actinopteri, Pleuronectiformes, Soleidae. Gene Ontology annotation, biological process: cilium assembly; intraciliary transport.